CCGGGCGAUAACGACGGCGACGACGACGGGGGAGCGUCGCUCGUCAGCGCCGUGUGCGUGGCCGAGGGGUUCGCCAUGGACGAGGUAACGGCCAUCCUCUCGGCGCACGGCUUCGCGCUCGACCCGGACGGGACCGGGUUCGAGCCGCACGAGGUGGUGCACGCGCGCGGGCAGGCCCAAGGGGACAUCUUCGUGUUCCCCUCGGGCACCGUCGUGACGUGGGCGCUGCCGCGCGACGUGGCCGAGUCGCUGGCCACGCGCACACUCCUGCCCGCGGCCGAGGAGCCGCACCUGCGCAGCCGCGAGACGGAGGACCUCGAGUUCGUCAAGGACCCGGACCGCGAGGCCAGCGCCGUCGUCGGCGACGAGACGGUCGUGCUGGGCACCCGCCGCGAGCGCGACGGCGGUAGCGACGGCGGCGGUAGCGGUAGCGGCGGCGAGGGAGGAGGAGGAGGAGGAGGCCGCCUCGACACCACGCUCGCCCAAAUCGCCUUCUCGUCGGGCCUGGCCCAGAGCACCAAGCUCGCGGUGCUCGAGUCGUCGCUCAACGGCUACUUCGAGUCGAUGCGCCGCCUGCCCGAGAACCUCUCGCGCGGCUCCGACCUGCGCCUCAACAACCGCCGCUUCAUCCUGCAGAAGACGGGCGAGCUCCUCAGCCUGCGCGCGCAGUUGAACCACUACUCGGAGCUGACCGACUCGCUGCCCGACAUCUUCUGGGAGAGCCGCGGGUCCGAGCGCAACCUCGAGGGCUACUUCGACCAGGUCGGCAAGGCCCUCGACGUGCGCGUCCGCAUCCGCACCCUCAACGAGAAGAUGGACUACGCCCAGGAGAUGGCGAGCGUCCUGCGCGAGAUGUCGGCCCAGAAGCACGGCACCCGCCUCGAGUGGAUCAUCAUCAUCCUCAUCGCCGUCGAGGUCAUGUUUGAGCUCCGCCGCGUCUACAUGGAGCAGCACGACGAGGUGCCGUCGCACCGCCCGCGCCCGAGCGCCGACUCCGGCGUCGACUCGGCAUAGCAACAAACCGCCCCAUAAUCUGCGUUGUGUUCUCUCUCUCCCCUCUCACCAUGCAUCUUGUCGCCUGUAAUGUCACGUCGAGACAUAUCCUCCUAUGCUCUGAAUGAUACCCACACUUUUCUUUCUCUCUCUUCUCAUUCCCAAUGCUAGGCGAAACCCAAAAUCUCCUCCCGAGGUGUCUGUAUGUAACAAUACCAUGUGUCAUAACCAAGGCUAUUCGCAAACCUGCA
Gaeumannomyces tritici R3-111a-1 is the source of this 1244-nucleotide messenger RNA. RefSeq lists its product as hypothetical. Gene Ontology annotation, biological process: positive regulation of mitochondrial translation. The record is from RefSeq and is a predicted model, not a curated record. The coding region runs from base 76 to 1014 and encodes 312 amino acids. NCBI's taxonomy places the organism in Eukaryota, Fungi, Ascomycota, Sordariomycetes, Magnaporthales, Magnaporthaceae. The transcript has a single exon.